UGACAUUAGCCUCCUGCCAUCGACGGUCGACCAAAGGUUUGAGGUUACUUCGUACAAAAUAAGCGAUAUAAUCUCAAAUUUAUUUAAAGUGCUCUUUAUUUCAAAAACACUACCUGUUAAAUAUAAUUUUUGCAAACCAUGGCUACCGUAUCCACUGCCCCAGCACCUGGAAUGCAUCAAAUUGACUUAUCCAAGCUCAAUUUGCAGCAGUUGGCUCAACUGAAACAACGACUGGAUCAAGAAAUGACUGUAUUUCAAGAUUCUUUACACACGCUCAAGAUAGCACAUGGAAAGUUUAUGGAGUCUGGAGAAUGUGUUGAGAAAAUUACCCCGGAUACUAAAGGAAAAACCAUAUUGGUGCCCCUGACGGGUUCAAUGUAUGUUCCUGGAUCCAUAUCUGACACAGACAAUGUGAUGAUUGACAUAGGGACUGGAUACUAUGCUCAAAAGGACAUAGAGGGUGCUAAGGACUACUUCAAGAGGAAAGUAGCAUUUGUAAGCGAACAAAUGGAGAAAAUAAAAACAUUAGGCUCUGAAAAGUCGAAAGUUCACAAAGCUAUCUGCAUGAUGAUAGAAAUGAAGUUCCAGGCUCAGAUGCAGGCAGGGAAACCCAACGCCUCAUAACAAUAAAUACUUCCUAAGGAAUAUUUGCUUUAACAUUUGAGUAGCCUUUAUACAAGGAUCUGUUGAAGUAUACAUUGGAAUCUUGAUAUAGUACUAUGCAACCCAAAUAUGUGGAAAUCAGAGAUUUUGCUAUAUUUUGAUGCAAACUUCUUCUAGGAUAAAUUUAUAACAGUGUUUCCACAUAAAAAAAUAGUCAUAGGCUAAGUAUAUGCAGUUGCUUGUAAACUGUAAGGUUUGACAAGAUUCUAAUGUUCUUAUUUCAAAUAUAUUAAUGUUGCAAUAAUGUGCAUUUCUGUUUUGAAUUAUUGAUAUUUAUAAAGUGUAUAACCUCGUUUUGUUAAAUGAUCACAACCUUGUUAACCUCUCUAUUGUCCUGGAUCUAGUUUGAUAAUAAAUUAAUAUCAGUA
Trichoplusia ni (cabbage looper) is the source of this 1031-nucleotide messenger RNA. RefSeq names its product prefoldin subunit 5-like (gene Pfdn5). Gene Ontology annotation, biological process: regulation of DNA-templated transcription; protein folding. Lineage: Eukaryota; Metazoa; Arthropoda; Insecta; Lepidoptera; Noctuidae. The coding region runs from base 139 to 624 and encodes 161 amino acids. The transcript is spliced from 3 exons. Gene Ontology annotation, cellular component: prefoldin complex; cytoplasm. The record is from RefSeq and is a predicted model, not a curated record.